AUGGCAACCUUAAGAGUGUUUGUUGUGUUGGUUCUCUUUGUUCUGAACAUUCAUCACUCUCAUUCUGAAAACAGCACCAUUUUCAUAUUUGGAGACUCUCUACAUGAUUAUGGAAACACUAAGUACUUUUUAGCCGUCCCAUUUUUCCAAGGCAACUUCCACCCAUAUGGACUAACUUUCUUCAACUUUCCCACUGGAAGAAUAUCCGAUGGACGUUUCAUUUCAGAUGUUAUUGUUCGCUUGUCGAAGUCUUCACGUCAGACAUUCGUGAAUGCUUUCCGGCUUAGUGGUGAUGCAGUCAACUUUUAUGUUCUUGGGGCUAGAGGAGCUCUGAUUGAAACUAAAGAAGAAUUGGUGAUGGACUUGACAACUCAAGGAUCGUACUUUACAAGAGUUAGCAGGGAAUUGAGACAGCAACUUGGAGAAGACAAAGCCAGAAGAUUGUUGUCCACAGCUGUUUAUAUAUUUUCCGUUGGAGCCAAUGACUAUUCAAACCCCAUCAAUGUCACUUUUCCAUACUCUCAACAAAAUAUUCUAGAAUUCGUCAUUGGCAACAUUACAACAGUGAUCAAAGGAAUUUACAAUGAAGAUGGAAGAAAAUCGAUUCUAAAUCUUCCUGCUCUGAGUUGUGUUACGUCACUAAGGCCACUCGUGAAUGGAACAACUAUAGAAGAAUGUGUUGCAGCACAAGCUUCUGCUCUUGCCAGACUACACAAUAUUACUCUUUCCAGAUCUUUUCAAAACCUAGCAAGACAAUUAAGCGGAUUCAAAUACUCAAUUUUUAAUUUCUAUGAUAUAUUGCAGGAAAUGAUCAAGUAUCCUUCAAAAUAUGGUUUCAAAGAGGGGAGUGUGGCUUGUUGUGGAGAUGGACCCUACAGAGGAGAUUAUAGUUGUGGAGGGAGAAGGGGUAUCGAAGAAUAUAAAUUAUGCAGCGAUCCUGGUGAGUACGUGUUCUUUGAAUCUCUUCAUCCAUCGGAUAAAGCUAAUGAACAUUUCGCUCAGCUAAUGUGGAAUGGUACCAGAGAUGUGAUUGAGUCUUACAAUCUGAAGCAGUUGUUCAACCUUGAAUAAAUAGCUCUACGUAAAUUUAGUCAUUUGCAGAAUAAAACAAAAAUCAUUGCUGGAUGCAGCAUGAUUGAAUAGAGAUAUAUGGUUAUUGUAAU
This is a messenger RNA of Vigna radiata var. radiata (mung bean), 1163 nucleotides long. Its product is annotated as GDSL esterase/lipase 5. The record is from RefSeq and is a predicted model, not a curated record. Bases 1 to 1071 code for a protein of 356 amino acids. NCBI's taxonomy places the organism in Eukaryota, Viridiplantae, Streptophyta, Magnoliopsida, Fabales, Fabaceae. Gene Ontology annotation, molecular function: hydrolase activity, acting on ester bonds. The transcript is spliced from 5 exons.